UAUAAUCCCACUCACAACCUCCCGUUGCUGCUAAUCCCCUGAUUAAACAUACUGUCAUCAUAAUUUACCUCUCUCAAAAACUACGAAUUACCCUAAAAAUGAAAUUUUUACGAGUCUUUUUAAGGUGACGUUUCAGUUGCUGCGCGAGUGUUCGAUCAAAUCUCAAUCGAAUCGAUACUGCGCAUAGAAGUAGAUUCGCUAAUACGUGAUAGUGAGGGCACACCGAGUUUUAUGAUUUGCGUUUGAGAGGGUGGAAAAUGGGGAAAAUUGACGGAAUCUAGGGUUUUGAGGGGGCCCUUUUUUUGAAUUUAGGGAAAAGGGCCCAGGGUAAGAAAGAUGAAGGAUUUGCUCGGUAGCCCUGGAACUGUGUGUGGAUUGAUGCUGAGGAUUGGGCAAUGUUUGUUUGCAGCUGGUUCCAUUGGAGUUAUGAUUUCUGCUGUUGGCUUUUCUAAUUUCACUGCUUAUUGUUAUCUUAUUGCAUCAAUGGGGCUUCAAGUAUUUUGGAGCUUUGGGCUUGCGUGUCUUGAUAUAUAUGCUUUGCGGAUAAAAAGAGACCUCCGGAAUCCAGUCCUAGUUAGCCUUUUUGUUGUUGGUGAUUGGGUAACGGCUACCUUAUCCCUUGCUGCUGCGUGCUCGUCAGCUGGGAUUGCAGUUUUGUAUGCAAAAGACUUGAAAUUUUGUACAGGUCCAACGCAUCUCCCAUGUCAAAGAUUUGAACUGGCCAUUGCUCUAGCGUUCGUUACGUGGUUCCUUAUCGCCAUGUCGUCUCAUGUUAUGUUCUGGAUAUUAGCAUCAGUUUAACUGUUCAGAUUCCCCAAAGCAAUUUAUCAUGUAAAUCUGAAGUGCAGUCGUAAUAUUGGAACAGUUUUAAUGUAUUUUUGUCUGAUUUUAGAUAUUGUCACUUUAAAUUAAUAUCUGUAUUUUGUUCCCUUCAA
Messenger RNA from Salvia splendens (bonfire salvia), 935 nucleotides. Its product is annotated as CASP-like protein 5B2. The record is from RefSeq and is a predicted model, not a curated record. Bases 337 to 801 code for a protein of 154 amino acids. NCBI's taxonomy places the organism in Eukaryota, Viridiplantae, Streptophyta, Magnoliopsida, Lamiales, Lamiaceae. Gene Ontology annotation, cellular component: membrane. The transcript is spliced from 3 exons.